AUGUCAAUUAUUAAUAUUUGGUGUCUGGAACGUGGAAGUAGUUGCAGUUCAGCUUUUUAUGUUACCGUUAAAAGUAAUAGCAAUAUUUUUGAUCUCAAGAAAGCCAUCUUCAGAGAAAUCAGUGUUUCUUACAAUAUAAAACCCAAGGACCUUAAUUUAUGGAAAGUCGAUUUUAACCAAAAUCUAUCGGAGAAUGUUCCUUUUGACCGUAUAUUAAAAGAUGAAAUGAAGAUAAAAAAUGCUACAAGUUUGAUUAGAGAUAUUUUUUAUGGUGUUGAAGGAAACAACAUUCGAAUUAUUUUUGAAGCACCCGCUAUUACCAGCGCCGUUAUAUGUGCUAACAUUCUCGCUGGAGGCCAUCUAUUGGAAGGAUGGUACAAACCUUCCGAAAUGUAUUCUGAUGUAAACGUGACUACAAUGAGAUAUUUUGGCUAUCGCUAUGAAUAUGAUGGAUUUGGAUGUUCAUAUUCAG
Molecule: messenger RNA, 472 nt
Organism: Cetraspora pellucida
Lineage: Eukaryota; Fungi; Glomeromycota; Glomeromycetes; Diversisporales; Gigasporaceae
Source: the annotation of a GenBank genome assembly